This is a messenger RNA of Nomia melanderi (Alkali bee), 3073 nucleotides long. RefSeq lists its product as uncharacterized. The record is from RefSeq and is a predicted model, not a curated record. NCBI's taxonomy places the organism in Eukaryota, Metazoa, Arthropoda, Insecta, Hymenoptera, Halictidae.
ACUUUUGACACGGGUGAACGUUUCCUCGGGAGCUAAGAUGUUUUGGUCAGAGCCUGACGAGGAGGAAGAGGCGCUGUUAUGCAGCCCUGCGCUCAUGGCCAGGAGGGCCUCGGAGUCCUGGAUCGUCGCGCCUCCCGUGGAGGCAAUGCCGGCGGCGGCAGCGGCGGCGUCCCUCCAACGAAAGAAGUCACUGCCGGAUGUGGCGCAGCCCAUUCAGCUGACUGCCACGGCACCGCUGUCCAGGGAGGAAGUCAGUAUCCUGAGCAGCAUGAGGAGGGAGGAGAUCCGCAGGCAGAUCGACGAGAGCGAAAGGCUCAGAGCCAACCCUCUGUUGUACCUGGUCAGUCCUCAGGUUAAAGACUGGUUCUCCCGACAACAGCUCGUGAUGCUGGUGCUCUUUAUCAACAUAUCCCUAGCCCUGAUGUUCUUCAAGCUGCUGACGUAGCAGCCAGCCGACGAUCGGAUUCACGGACUCGUGGUAGACGUGACCUGAGGCUCGGGGGCGUCGCGACGCCCCGAGUUGUCACCGGAAACCAGAACGGAACAAGCGAUGCGCGGGGGCGCAAGGACGCGACCCCGGCGCAAAACCACGAAUAAUGAAAUUGCUGAGAACGUCCUACGAGGGAUCGUGCUCGGUCCCACUCAGUCGGACGAGCGGACAACGUUCAGGUAUCGAAGGGUCAGCGUGGGACGAAGGAACAAGAAGUCAACGACUACGACCACGACCACGAAGAAAAAGAAGAGGAAGAAGAGAAAUCUCCGGACGAAGAUCAGACGUUUUGAGUCCAGGUUUACGACAGGAUUGUAACGCGGUCGAGGAAAACGAAUCGAGGAAGCAUACCCGGGCUCCUUUCACUCGCGAAAGGACUUCCGGUGGCGCAGAGGUUCGACCGAGACCCGGAUUCUUGGGUGGCGACGGAGAGAAGAGAGCAGCUCGUUUUUUUUCUCGGACACGGGCUACGAGAGACACUCGCGUGCCCGGUCCCGGCUGUAUCAUACAUAUUUUUACACCGAGUAUUUUAAUAAUAGUAAUAUUUGUAAGGGCCACGCGGCCGUCUCCCGAUCGGAGGCCGGCCGCGCCCCGAAACACGGUGCGCACAGACACGAAUCUCUCUCGACACCUUUUUCCUUUGAUCUUUUCUUUCUCGGCGAUCGGCUCGAGCGCGGACGACCACGAUCACUUUUAUACGCGACACUUAGAGCAGCUAGUGGAUCAUUCUUUCAAGCCGGGAAAUUCUCGCGGAUGGGGGACGCGCGGAUAUUUUUCAAAAAAUGUUUUCCCGCCGCCCCGUGUAACGAACGAGGGGUGUUGUUUUAUUCGGGGACGCUUUUUCGACAGUUGAAAUUCGCUGGAUCGAUUCGGGUAUUCGUCGGGGAGCGGCGGGCUUUCGAGUUUCUAUGACAAUUGUUACAGGUUUUGUACGUGAGAUGCGAGAGAGUUGUUGCGUGGUUUUGAAAGAAACGAUUUUACGAUUGUACCCGUGUGUGUUGUUGUCGACGUGUCCGUGUAAUUCGUAUGAGUGUUGCGUGCGGAUAUCCACGUGUAUAAUUAAUCGCGGCGGCCUCUCCUGAUUAGGAGACCGCCACGUCCGCGAAGUCUGUUUCGUGUAGCCUUGCCUUCCACGCGAACACUGUACAUAGACACUAUAUUCUCCAAUUUUUAUAUACACGUAGCUUGCGCACGAUUCGUCGGGACACGCGAAUCCGGAAGCUAGAACUAUCUGUCAGCCGCUCGGAGGGAUCGGAGGAGGUUGAUCGGGGACCGUGAUAAUACCACUGUUUAUCUCUUCAUCGCCGAGGUACGACCGCGACAGGAAAAUAGGGGUGUAGCUCGUGGUCAUGACGGAAACGAUUAAUCGGGUCCGUCGACGGAGAUUUUCUCUCGGCCGUGGGAGACUUUGUAUUUUCUCCGAGAAUAUCUUUUUUCGCGAUGGGAGAGACGCUCCAGCAAUUGUACGCGUGACGCGGCGAGUUUUUAGAGGAAACAACGUUAGGGAUCUUUCUCGUUGAACUUUUUAACGGAAGCGCAAGAAACCGCGGCGAACCUUUUUUCGGCCGUUUCCCCGACACAAAGAGGAACGUGUUCGCGUGACGCGGAUCGGCGUCGAAUCUUCUUCACACGCCGGGGGCUCUCGACGUUCAGUUCGGGAACCGAAAGGUCGACCUAGCCGCGCUCGAGCGAUCGCAUUUUUUUUCUAGCCUCAGGCGUGUAGCUUGUAUACCUAGGUGAAUUUGUAAAUAAGUGAACGGAAAAGGAGGACGAGCGAUGCGGGAGAGAGUGAGAGAGCGUGCAUGUAGACCGCGAUCGCCGCAGUUCAAAUUCGUCUGCAUCAUUCUCGUUUCGUAUUUCCUUUUCUCUAUUUGAUUGCUCCCCGGCCUCGGCUCGGCGGAUCGGUCGAAUCGAAUCGAAUCGAACCGGCGAGCACCGCGGCCGAGGGUCGGGUUUCUCGAAACUAUUUUUCCAAAGAAAGAGAGGACACUCGCUAUUUUCAUCCUACGCUAGUAUGUAUACAUAUACAUAUGUACGUGUAUAUACAUAUAUACAUAUAUAUUUUUCCUCUUUGUACCUAAGACACUAGCACUUUCACGUACCGUUUCGAGUACUUUUAAUCGCCGGCGCGAGUACUUUCUCGAUCCUUUAGGAUGAAAAUGGGGCAAACGGCGGUGGAUUUUUGCGCGUCGAUCGGCACCGAUCGGAUCGCCGUUGUUUCGAGCCGCCGUUGCCUUUCGUCUGUCGACUGCGACGGAAACGGAACCGUAUAAGGAUAGCUUUUCCGAGGAUUAAUCAGCGCGACAUGUCGCGAGACGCGAUCGCCGCUCGACGUUUCGACCGGCGCGCGUUCGGACGUCAGUCUAGAAUGGAACUUCGAUGAGUCGCGGAACGGAUCGAUCAGGCUUUUUUGUUACGGGGAUCGUUCGUAUUUAAUGAUCGAGAGGCUAUUCGUAGCGGCGGGAUUUGUUGCCCGCCGAUGGACAUGUACUUGUAUAUAUAUAUCGCAAAACUAUGUACGCAUAUAUGAGAACGAUUAAUUAGUAUCAACGACCGAGAGAGGGAGAGAAGCUCUAAACAGAA